Messenger RNA from Cladophialophora yegresii CBS 114405, 1470 nucleotides. RefSeq lists its product as uncharacterized. The record is from RefSeq and is a predicted model, not a curated record. Gene Ontology annotation, molecular function: zinc ion binding; guanine deaminase activity. NCBI's taxonomy places the organism in Eukaryota, Fungi, Ascomycota, Eurotiomycetes, Chaetothyriales, Herpotrichiellaceae. Gene Ontology annotation, biological process: guanine metabolic process. The transcript has a single exon. Gene Ontology annotation, cellular component: cytosol. Bases 1 to 1470 code for a protein of 489 amino acids.
AUGUCGCGUCAGUCCAAUGGGCCGUUUGCUUACUAUGGCACACUCAUACAUUCUAUCAGCCCUUCUAAGCUUGAGAUCCUUCAAGAUGCAGUUGUCGUCGUGGAUGGAAAUGGUAGGAUAAGUCUAAUCAGUCCGCAUUUUUCAGUCGAAGGUGGCCAAGGCCUUCAGGAGAUGAUUCCAAAAUUACUCAAGCAACCCGACGCUCGCGUCCGUGUCACGACCCUGAAACCUCAUCAAUUCAUCGUGCCAGGAUUCAUAGACACCCAUGUCCACGCACCUCAAUUCUCAAUGCGGGGCCUCGGUCAAGGCUUGCACAUCCUUGACUGGCUUGACCAAGUUACCUUCCCACACGAAUCGAGGUUCAACAACAACGACUAUGCCACAGAAGUCUUCACAAGAUGCGUACAAAUGGGCCUCCGCCAAGGCAUCACGACUGCGUGCUACUUCGCCAGUCUCCACACCGAGGCGACGAAGAUUCUAGCGGACGUGUGUCUGCAGGAGGGGCAGCGGGCAUUUGUUGGCAAGACGUGUAUGGACCAUCCAGAAACGAACCCAAAGUAUUACAGGGAAGAAACCGCCGAAGCGGAAGCGGGGACGGAAGAGUUGAUUCAGCACUGUCGAGCCGUCGACGAAAGUGGGACCUUUGUCCGGCCCGUCUUGACUCCAAGGUUCGCGAUAAGUUGCACACCAGAAUUACUGACUAGGCUGGGAAAGUUGGGGAGAGAGCACGAGCAUGCUUAUGGUCUAGGCGAGGGCGUGCCGAACCAGACACACUUCUGUGAAGCACAACAAGAGAUCGAUGCCACCCUGAAGCAAUACGGAAAGUUCAGCUGCGAGGCAGAUCUCUACGAGCACUAUGGUCUGCUCAACAGCAUGUCCGUUCUUGCUCACUGUACGCUGCUUAGCCACGACGACCUGGUGAAAAUCAAACAGCGAGAAUGUGGCAUAGCGCACUGUCCAAUUUCAAACGUCACCGUCGGAGGUGGUUUCAUGGCUGCGCCGGUUCGAAGAUUCUUUUCCGAGGGUAUCACGAAGGUCGGACUUGGAACCGACUCCGGGGGCGGGUUCUCAUGUAGUCUCAUGGAUGUGAUGCGGCAAGCACUGAUUGUCGCCAACGCACGCGAGAUGCUAUCGGAAGGUAAGGAAAGACGUCUAGGUCUGGAAGAAGUGUUCUAUAUGGCGACCCUCGGUGGCCCGAGAAUCCUGGGAAUGCAGGACAGAGUCGGCUCGUUCGAAGUUGGCAAACGAUUCGAUGCGAUCUUGGUGGACAUGCAGGACCCUUACAGUGGCCCGCACGACGACUUCGAUGCCGUACACACAACUACCCUCGACGAGUUCGGCGACAAUAGUAUGAAGGCCAUCACCAACGUUUGGCAGAAAUGGAUCAUGUCAGGAGAUGAUCGAAAUCUGAGAAGAGUUUGGGUUGGUGGUCAGAUGAAAAAAGACACUUACCGAGCUGGUUAUUGGUAA